AUGUUAGUGGGUUCCACUACUUUUGCAGACAAGACGUUUAUGCUUGUCGAGGCACGAUACCUAUCAUUAUUUAUAGACUUGGAAGGGUUAUCAAGAUAUAGUUGGGGAGUAGCUGUGUUGGUUACCCUCGAUAGAUAUCUCAGAGAUACUUCCAUGUUCAGUUGUAAGCAGCUCAGUGGUUAUCCGACUCUCCUACGGUGUUGGAUUCAUGAGUAUUUUCCAACACUUGGAAAAAAGGAGAGAAUAGGAUACCAGCUAAUAAUGCGGGUCUCCCUAUAG
Molecule: messenger RNA, 279 nt
Organism: Lathyrus sativus (Indian pea)
Lineage: Eukaryota; Viridiplantae; Streptophyta; Magnoliopsida; Fabales; Fabaceae
Source: the annotation of a GenBank genome assembly